GAAAAAUCUCCCGCCACUAAUUCUAUAAUGUUAUUGUAGGUACCCCUCUAGAGUUACAUUGAGGCGCCGUAAACGCCGUGGUGGCUAAUCGAUGAGUUUCUUCUGUCUUCGCGGUUUGAGUUUGCAAGCUUACUUUGGCAGCGAGGUUACGUUUUAGGAUUAAGUCUUGAUUUGUGUGGAUUUUUUGUGCUUCGAUUUUAACACUCAAACGAUAUUGGGAUGGAGAAACGUAUAGAAUUGGAAAAAAGGGGAAAAAAUCCUGAAGAUAUACGAGAGUUAAACCUAGAUAAUUGCCGUAGUACAUGCAUUGUCGGUUUAACAGAUGAAUUUUCUAACUUGGAAAGUUUAUCUCUGAUAAAUGUGGGAUUGACAUCACUUAAAGGUUUUCCCAAACUACCCAACCUCAAAAAAUUGGAGUUGAGUGAUAACAGGAUAAAUAAUGGGCUGAACUUAUUGGAAACCAGUUCAAAAAUCACACAUCUGAACUUAAGUGGAAAUAAAAUUAAAGAUUUGGCCACAUUGGAACCAUUAAAAAAUUUCAAGAACCUGAAGAAUCUUGAUUUGUUUAACAAUGAAGUUACAACUCUGGAUAGCUAUCGGGAAAAAAUAUUUAAAAUGAUACCUAACUUAAAGUACUUGGAUGGUUACGACGCUGAUGACGGCGAGGCCGAGGACAGCGACGCCGAGGAGGAGGUGAACGGCAACGACGAUGAUUCGGAGGAGGAGGCGGCCAGCUCUGACGACGACGACGACGAGCUGGAGGAGAGCGUCGGCCUGGGCGCCGUCUACUCCGAAAAUCUGGACGAGAUGUCCGACGAAGGGGAUUACGAGGCUGUCGAAGAGGAGGAGGACGAGGACGGGAUCGAGGAGGAGGAGGAUGAGGACGACGGUGCCGAAGAUGACGCACAGUCGCCAAACGUUUCAAGAGGCAAGAAGCGGAAGAUGGAGGAUGGAGAAGAAAAUUAAGUGUUAUAAUUAGUGAUAUGAACUUAAUGACCAAUGAUUGUGUCUCCAACAAGGUGAGAAGAGACUAUAUCUCUGGCUGUGGUUUCAUACUUUGCAAACAUCAAAUAAAUAGUUUGUGGUAAAAAAUCCCACUAAACUGCUAAAUAUUAAAUUCUAAAUUCCCAAAUUCAAUUUAUAAAAGAAGCGUUAUAUUGUAAAGUAUCCCUUAGCAGCCAGUUCUUGUUAAGUAAGUCAAUGAUGGAAUAAUAUAUUUUGUACAGGAACUUGCAGUUCCCCUAUAGAUAUCUUAGUAGUUUAGAGUGUUUACAUAGCUAAGUUAUUUGUUUUUAUUUUUUAUGUUAUCUUUUCAAAAUAUUACAUUCUUACAUAGACUUGAUUUACUUCUUAUGGGGCAUUAAAUUCAGAUUUUUUAUUGUCAAUUUGAUCAGUUUUAUCUGGUUUUUAAGUAACUACAGUACAAAAUGUAAGUUUUUAUACCAAAAUUACUGCAUAAUAUACAAAAUCCGAAAAUCAAAUACCCCCUCAAGAAGUUCCCUUAUUGAUGAAAUAUAUUACUAAUUGGGGAAUAACCAUUGCAUUUUAUUAUGGAAUUUUUACCGUUGGCAGAAAAAAGGUGAAUUAUUUACAGAUAAUUUAUUUUAAUUGUAAGUGGGUUUAAUAAUGUCUUUAAUUAUUCAUCCACAACAUGGAAUCUCAAAAUUGAGUUUUAAUUUUUUUCUUUUAAAUUAAUUUAAAAUUUAAAACCAUUUACUUUCAAAAUAAAUUUAAAUUUUAGAAUUGACUGAAAUCAACACCGAAGAGUAUUUUAAAUAAAAUUUUAAUUAAAUGGGCCAGAAGUUUACUGGCCAAAAUAUGUGAAUAAAUUUAUUUUCAUAUAAUAAUAAUACAUACAUAGUUUAGACCUGUUGUUUUAUAUUUAAAGUCGUAAAGUUUGUUUGAUCUUUUAAUAAAAAAUCAAAAUUAUUGUAAAAAUAUAUUCUACCUCUGCUGUUGUUUUUUAAAAUUUCUAGCAGUUUUAUGCUAUGUUUAAAGUUUAUUGAAUCAUCACAUACAAAUUGAAUGCUGAAUUCCUUAAUUAUUAGUAUUUGUUAAAUUUAUUAAAAAUCUAUUCUCAGAUUUUAGAAUAUUAGUUGUAGUUCAAUCAUUAAAUAUUGUUAGUGGAGUAUGCUAUAUUGUGUAACGUAAUUUACUGUAUAUGACAAAAUAAUUUGCAUUCUCUUGUACUUUCGGUUAAAAUACACAUUUUUAGAAAAAAUA
Molecule: messenger RNA, 2223 nt
Organism: Brassicogethes aeneus
Lineage: Eukaryota; Metazoa; Arthropoda; Insecta; Coleoptera; Nitidulidae
Source: the annotation of a GenBank genome assembly